AUGGCAAAAGAUGACCAGAGGUUGAUGAGAGACUGGAGGGACAGCUUUGGUAAACCGGUCCGUCAACUGACCAUUCGAAAUCAAAGUACCAAGGACAAUGUAGGUACACUUCCAUUGUUCGCAUACACAACACCAGAUCAGCCUCCAAGACCAUUAGAUUUUUCCACCACAGACGACCUCACAGCUAGAGAAACAGUGGUCACAGCGAUUGUGCAGGAAGCUGUCAGAGGAGCCAUUUUACUUGAGGCCAACAGUGUUGUGGUCGUCAAGCGCGACCACAUACGUGGAUACCCGAACAGGGGACCCUUCUUUGUUGGAAUUGUCAUAGCUGAUGUCACCGACAAGGAAGAGAAUUCUUUU
Molecule: messenger RNA, 360 nt
Organism: Porites lobata
Lineage: Eukaryota; Metazoa; Cnidaria; Anthozoa; Scleractinia; Poritidae
Source: the annotation of a GenBank genome assembly